AUGCAUCUAUUCUCCUACCUACCCACCGGCAUUGCAAGCUUCCUGGGUAUGUCUACCGGUGGCAUAAGUCCGGGAUAUCCGACCACCAUGGACAAUGGCAGUGCAGUCCUGGCCCAGCAGCUACCGCAGAAGAUUGAUAUCCACCAUCACUUCGUCCCCGAUUUCUUUCGUCAGGCUGUUGAAGAUGCAGGCGGCGACCCAACAGGCUUGCCAGUCCCCGCAUGGACCGUCGAGGACUCUCUCCAGGACAUGCAGGAUAAUGGUGUCCGAAAAGCCAUCCUUUCGUUAACCACCCCAGGUGCAGUCAUUACUGGCAACAACGACACAGCUCGGUCGCUAGCCCGAAGGGUCAAUGAAUAUGCCGCCAAUCUGCGCGACCAGUACCCCGAACGGUUCGGAUUCUUCGCCGCGCUGCCUUCUCUCCUGGAUGUACCUGGUACAUUGGCUGAAAUCGAGUACUCCCUCGACACCCUCAAAGCCGACGGGGUCACCGUGUUCACCCGCUACGGCGAUGGAAACAACUAUCUAGGCCAUUCUCAGUUCACUCCCAUUUGGAAGCAACUGGAUGAUCGCAAAACCGUGGUUCAUAUCCAUCCUACUAUGCCUGAGGACUCUGAUUGGAUUGAUCCGAUUAUGCCACCUCCCAUGCUCGACUUCCCUCAGGAGACUACACGGACUGCUGUGGAUAUGAUUGUUAACAACGUCACGCGGCAGUUCCCAAACUGUCCCAAGAUCCUAUCGCAUGCGGGUGGGACGUUGCCGUAUCUGAUCUCGCGUCUGGCUGUAACUUCUAGGGAUACUAUGGCUCAAAAGGGCCCCUAUGGAAAGACCUACUUUGAGUUUAUGGAGGCAUUGCGUGGGUUUUAUUACGACCUUGCUCUUUCGAGUGCGCCAGCAGUCCUGAAUCUCUUGCUGGACUUAAUACCGCAUGACCAUAUUAUGUAUGGGUCCGAUUAUCCCAACGCUCCCCCAAUCAAAGUAGCUGGUUACCGGGAGAAUCUAGAUGCGUUCCAUAUGAACGAGGAGCUUCGGGAUAUGGUCUAUUUCGGGAACGUGCAGAAACUCCUGUCUGGAGCUUGA
Messenger RNA from Aspergillus tubingensis, 1080 nucleotides. Its product is annotated as amidohydrolase family protein. Gene Ontology annotation, cellular component: cytoplasm; cytosol. The coding region runs from base 1 to 1080 and encodes 359 amino acids. Gene Ontology annotation, molecular function: hydrolase activity; carboxy-lyase activity. The record is from RefSeq and is a predicted model, not a curated record. Lineage: Eukaryota; Fungi; Ascomycota; Eurotiomycetes; Eurotiales; Aspergillaceae. Gene Ontology annotation, biological process: secondary metabolic process. The transcript has 3 exons.